UUUUGCACGGACAUACGGGAUGAGGACUCCGACUGCAAUUCUCCUGAUCCUCUUUCUCCUCUUGGUGCUCUUCCGGGCGCGCGUCGACGGCUACCGGCCGGUCAUCAUCGUGCAUGGCAUCUUUGACGGACCCAAGCAGUUCCAAACGCUGACUCUCUUCAUUAAUGAGACACAUCCUGGCACCGAGGUGACGGUGGUGGACUUGUACAAGCACAUGUCUAGUCUCAAGCCACUGUGGAAGCAGGUACAAGACUUCCACCGCGCCAUUGAGCCCAUCAUGGAGAAGGCUCAGGACGGCGUACACCUGCUGUGCUUUUCUCAAGGUGGUCUAAUAUGUCGAGCCCUCCUUUCCACAACCCCCAACCACAACAUCCACAACUUCAUCGCGCUGUCAUCGCCCCUUGCUGGCCAGUACGGAGACACGGACUACCUUCAGCAGGUGUUUCCUGGUUGCGUGAAGGACAUGAUCUUCCUGGUUUGUUACAACAGAGUGGGACAGAGGGUGUCUAUUUGCCAGUAUUGGAACGAUCCUCACCAUAGGCCCAGUUACUUGAAAAACAACAAAUUUCUCCCAGUCCUCAAUGGCGACACACCUCAUGACAAGAUUAAAUCCUGGAGGGAGAACUUCCUACACAUUAAGAAGCUGGUGUUGAUUGGUGGACCGGACGACGGCGUCAUCACUCCAUGGCAGUCCAGUCACUUUGGAUUCUAUGACAGCAAGGAGCGCGUUGUCGAAAUGAGGAACCAAGAGUUUUACAGGAACGACACCUUCGGACUGAAGACGCUUAGCGCUCGCGGCGACCUGUCGUUGUGCCUCUACUCUGGCGUCAAGCAUAUGCACUGGCACUCCAACUUCACCGUGUUCACUAACUGCAUUGAGAAGUGGCUUACUUGA
This is a messenger RNA of Phycodurus eques (leafy seadragon), 895 nucleotides long. RefSeq names its product lysosomal thioesterase PPT2-A-like. Gene Ontology annotation, molecular function: thiolester hydrolase activity. The coding region runs from base 20 to 895 and encodes 291 amino acids. The record is from RefSeq and is a predicted model, not a curated record. Lineage: Eukaryota; Metazoa; Chordata; Actinopteri; Syngnathiformes; Syngnathidae. Gene Ontology annotation, cellular component: lysosome. The transcript has 8 exons.